AUGAAAUUGAGUACUGAUGAGCUCCAUGGAGAAUCAGAGGGGUCGGGGUUCGGGUCGCGGGGCGGAGGGAAGAGCGGGAGGGCGGGAGGCGCCGGCGCCAGACGCGGAGGCAGGAGCUGCGACCGGCCGCCAAGAGGCCGCGGAGCCCGCGACCACCGAGCCAGCCGAGCCGCCGCCGCCGCCGCGCCCUUGGCGGCCGCCGAGGACACCCACGAGGAGCACGACACCUCCACCGAGAAUGCCGACGAGUCCAACCAUGACCCCCAGUUUGAGCCCAUACUUUCUCUUCCUGAGCAAGAAAUUAAAACGCUGGAAGAAGAUGAAGAGGAGCUUUUUCAAAUGCGGACCAAGCUGUUCCGGUUCGCUUCGGAGAACGACCUCCCGGAGUGGAAGGAGCUGGGCACCGGGGACGUCAAGCUGCUGAAGCACGAGGAGAAGGGGACCGUCCGCCUCCUCGUGCGCAGGGACGAGACCCUCCAGACCUGCGCCGACCACUGCAUCACGCCGGUGAUGGAGCUGAAGCCGAACGCGGGCAGUGACCGCGCCUGGGUCUGGACUACCCACGCCGACUUCGCCGGCCAGCGCCCCAAGCAGGAGCUGCCGGCCAUCCGCUUCCUUAACGCCGAGAACGCACAGAGAUUGAAGUUUGAAGAAUGCGGGAAAGAGGUUGAAGAGAGAGAAAAGACAGGAUCUGGCAAAAAUGAUAAUGCCGAGAGAGUAGCUGAGAAGCUAGAAGAAGCUCUUUCGGUGGAGCAGGGCAAGGAGCCCGAGGACGAGACCAAAGAGGCGGCUGCGGAGGAGCAAUGA
Balaenoptera ricei (Rice's whale) is the source of this 807-nucleotide messenger RNA. RefSeq names its product ran-specific GTPase-activating protein-like. Gene Ontology annotation, cellular component: nuclear pore; cytoplasm; centrosome. The record is from RefSeq and is a predicted model, not a curated record. Gene Ontology annotation, biological process: positive regulation of mitotic centrosome separation; nucleocytoplasmic transport. Gene Ontology annotation, molecular function: GTPase activator activity. Lineage: Eukaryota; Metazoa; Chordata; Mammalia; Artiodactyla; Balaenopteridae.